AUGUAUCCCGACCUUUCAGCGCAGACUCCUGAUGCCCUUCCUUAUGCGCAAGAAACUCUCCUCCAUACUCUGCCGGCGCAAAGAACCGUUCCACAGCAGAACUACUGGAGGCUAUCAAGGGGUGCCCAGCAACGAUCGGGGAAUGCCAUGAGAGUGUCGAAACCAAGUAGCGCCAACAACAGCCCUGGAUCAUCGAGCACGGGUCCCCUGAGACGUACCGUGAUGGGUGGUGACGGAUGGGCUCCUCACAGGCAACAACAAGUGAUGGAUUAUUUCUUGGUGCCUCACAGACAGAACAGACAGAACUCUCGCCCUGUCAGCUGGCAUCCCGCGUCUUACCUCCCGAUAAUCUCACCUCCUCAUCCGUCACAGCCCCAAGUACAGCAGCACCAGCAGCAUCUCCAACAAGCGUCGGGCUACGCUUACCCCUCGGCAAACUCGUGCAGGUCCGAACUCUACGACCUCUGUGGCUGUCAGCCGUCAUUUUCUCCCAACCUGGUCUCUUACUCCAACAAUACGUCUCCAACUUCAACAUUGUCGCCGCUCCCCCUCUUCACCUCGUCUGACGUUGCUCAAUUCGUGCAGACUGACGGAUGGGACGAGCCUCAAGCGUCCGCUUCUACUUGCACGCCCGACGAUGAUCUGGUCAUGAGGGAGUCCUUUGCCAUGUUGGAUAACGGGUCAGCAGAUGCUAGGAGCGUGGCACCUGGCGGCCUAGACUGGAAUUCCUUUGUCCUUCAAGGGUACAAUAGCACAACUCCGCCAACUCCAGAGGCCUUUUCGCAGCCUCAACAUGCUCAUCAUCCCGCUGUGUCCGAGGAUGCAGUACCCUACCAACCCUUGGACGAACCCGAGGAAGAAGGGGAAAUUCUCGUCGGCAUGGGACUGUACGACACGCCCGACAAGUUUUACGAGGACCCGCACCUGAACAACUACCGUUCUACGGUCUCGUCGCUUCUGGGAUCCCCCUAUCGCCUGCGAGAAGCCGAGGGCAGGGGACUAAAGCUGGAGGAGACAUGGGAACCUCCCCAAGCCGAGGAUGACUCGGAGGAAGAGGAUGGAGACGCAGAAGAAGAAGAAGACGAUGAUGAUGAUGAUGAUGAUGAUGAUGCUGAUGCUGAUGAUGCUGAUGCUGAUGCUGAUGAUGACGAUGAUGAUGACGAUGAUGAUGACGAUGAGGAUGACGAUGAGGAUGUUUAA
Ustilaginoidea virens is the source of this 1200-nucleotide messenger RNA. RefSeq lists its product as uncharacterized. The coding region runs from base 1 to 1200 and encodes 399 amino acids. The record is from RefSeq and is a predicted model, not a curated record. The transcript has a single exon. Lineage: Eukaryota; Fungi; Ascomycota; Sordariomycetes; Hypocreales; Clavicipitaceae.